UCAGGCCAGUUUUCCACUUAAUUCCCCAAGGAGACCAAAAUGAGCCGGCCAUAGGAGACUCAAGAGCAGCAGCAGUUAUCCCCAAACACGUAAUCCCCCAGAGAAACCGAGAAAACCCGAGCAAACCCAGAGAAAUCCUUCAGCUGCCAGUUAAAAGCAAAAAAAAACUCAAGGUAAACUGUAAGCACGAGUGUGGAGAAUGGUCAGAAAGCAAGUUGGAAUCGAACACAGCGCCUCCUUAGCAGUAAGCACGCAGCAGGAUCAAAGGGAGCAGGACUUUAAGCGAGAGGAUCAGAAGCCGCAGGAUCAGCAGCAGCAGCACAUCGACAUCGACUUGAGCCCGAACUUCGCCCAGCAGGCGCAGGCCACCUACUCCACCGCCCGCACCCGCACCCUCGCCAACAGCCAUGAUCUCGGCCAGACGACGACUCUCGGCCUGCAGCAUGCCCAUCUCGUUAGCAACCCCUCGCCCUACGACCUGCUCGAGGUCGCCAACUCCGGCCAAAUCCUGCCCACCGAGAUACCCAUCGAGGACGAGGAGCGGCUGGAGAAGAUCUUCAACAAGCUGGACCGCGACGGCGACGGCAGGAUCGACAUCCACGACCUCUCGGCGGCGCUGCACGAGUUCGGUUUGUCGAGCGUCUACGCGGAGAAAUUCCUUCAGCAGUCGGACAAGGAUCAGAGUGGCAACGUGGGCUUCGCCGAGUUCCUGCACUACGUGCGGGAGCAUGAGAAGAACUUGGUGCUGCAGUUCUCGCACCUAGACAAAAACCGUGAUGGCAAAGUUGACCUGGAGGAGCUGAUUUCGGCAUUCAAGGAUUUGGGCCUGGACAUUGACUUGGACGAGGCCAGGAAUCUGCUCACCAGAAUGGACAAGGACGGCAGCCUGAACAUUAGCUUUAACGAGUGGCGAGACUUUAUGCUCCUGGCGCCCUCCACGGACAUUCACGACUUGAUUAAAUUCUGGCGGCACUCUACUUACCUCGACAUUGGCGAGGAUAUGAAUGUACCUGAUGACUUCACACAGAAAGAGAUGCAGACGGGCCUCUGGUGGCGACACUUGGUGGCGGGUGGCAUAGCUGGAGCGGUUUCCCGGACAUGCACAGCGCCGCUGGACAGGAUUAAGGUGUACUUGCAGGUACAAACGCAAAGAAUGGGAAUCUCAGAGUGCAUGCACAUCAUGCUGAACGAGGGCGGAUCGCGGAGCAUGUGGCGAGGCAAUGGCAUUAAUGUGCUCAAGAUUGCCCCCGAAACGGCCUUCAAGUUUGCCGCCUACGAGCAGAUGAAGCGACUGAUCCGCGGCGACGAUGCCAGCCGGCAGAUGAGCAUUGUGGAGCGUUUCUACGCGGGCGCAGCGGCCGGCGGAAUUUCACAGACCAUCAUCUACCCCAUGGAAGUAUUAAAGACGCGCCUGGCGCUCAGGAAGACGGGCCAGUACGCGGGCAUUGCCGAUGCGGCGGUGAAGAUCUACAAGCACGAGGGAGUGCGCAGCUUCUACCGUGGCUAUGUGCCGAAUAUUCUGGGCAUCCUGCCCUAUGCCGGCAUCGAUUUGGCGGUCUACGAGACACUCAAGAGACGAUACAUUGCCAAUCACGAUAACAACGAGCAGCCCAGCUUCCUGGUGCUCCUGGCCUGCGGCAGUACGUCGAGCACACUCGGACAGCUCUGCUCCUACCCGCUGGCCCUGGUGCGCACUCGGCUACAGGCACAAGCCGCCGAAACAAUUGCCAAUCAAAAGCGGAAAACGCAAAUACCCCUCAAGAGCAGCGACGCGCACAGCGGCGAGGAGACGAUGACGGGCCUGUUCCGCAAGAUCGUGCGGCAGGAGGGUCUGACGGGGCUGUACCGCGGCAUCACGCCCAACUUCCUCAAGGUCCUGCCGGCGGUGUCCAUCAGCUACGUGGUCUACGAGUACACGAGUCGCGCCCUGGGCAUCAAGAUGUCGUGAGAUGUCUGUCCCAAUCUCGCUCCGAUCAGGUUAACUCGGCAACGGCCCCGCUCUGCAGGGCGGAUCGGGCUGCGGCCGGGGAUGCGCUGUGCUCCAUUUUGUAUAGUAGUAGCGAUAGGUUAGGUCGGCGCCACUCGCCACUCGCUCUCUGCUUUCCUUAAGUGUAAAACAGCAGGCCUCUUCCAUGUUCUGGGUUAUCCUUUCUAAGUUUCUAUAGUUGAAUUAGUUUGGUUAUUUUCUUAAAAUACAAAAUAAGUGAUACUAUGGCUAAUUUAUUUAUAAAUGCGAAUGAGAAAAUGUUACAUUUUGGCGCGUGGCAGACGUGAGCUAAUCCCACACAUUUCUUAGGCUAUCCUGCGACCUAUAUGUAGGUUUAGGCCACUCUAUCUCUUAAGUGCUAAUUUAUUUACAAUUGUACGUAGGCUACUUCGGGGCAAUCAUCCUCGGUAAACUGCUAUAAAAAAAAAAAACAAACACAUACCAAAAACGGAACCGGCUUCGAAAAGUUUCACGGGUUUUCAGUUUGUUGUCCCAUUUGACUGCUUUCGAAAGCGAAAUAGCGUAAAUCAGAGUGAGCGAGGCAGGCUGAAUGAUGAUGAUGAUGUGAGGGAAUCAGAAAGCUAAUCGACGGAUAUUCGGCAGCGUUUUAAGCUUAAACACAAAAGACAUUAAAACUACGAUGUACUCGUUUUUGCUUAGAUUAAUGGAUUACACAAAAUAAUGAGAAACACUUAACGUUUACAAUGUGAUGAUAAUAGUUUAUAAUAUACACAUAUACAUAUACCUACUAUAAUACCGACUUGUAAGCUUCGGAGCUGUGUCGCAGUCUUGAACAAGUUCGGCGGCGAGGCUGAAAUUUUGUAGCAUUUUAUUUGUUAAGUUUAGUAACACUUUCUCUUAGAUCGUAUUGCAAUUGAAGCCAACGAGAUUAAUUGUGACUAAAGCUAACAAACAAAAAACAAACACAACAACCCCACAACCCACACACCAUGUAAUUUAUUUUAUAUAUCAUGUGAAUCUGAACCCGAACGCAAAACCGACCAAUCUUAAGUUCAAUCCUAUUUUAUAUACAUUGUAACGGUUCUGAAUUUAAAAGUAUAUGUAUAAUUUGUACCCUACUCUUAAUUAGCCAAUUGAAUUUUGUACGUCUUUAGUGAAAAUAAUGACUCUAAAUAUGAUUUUUCAUUAUCCCAAAAUAUGCUCUACCACAGCACCGCAUUUUAAUGAAGUCUAUCGAAGUAUAAAACAUUUCAAUCAUUUGACCUAUUUAAAUAAUCUUGAUCAUUGAAACCAUGCAAUCAUUAUUCGAGCAAAUAAAUACAAGAAUUAAAAUAAAAUUA
Molecule: messenger RNA, 3288 nt
Organism: Drosophila takahashii
Lineage: Eukaryota; Metazoa; Arthropoda; Insecta; Diptera; Drosophilidae
Gene: SCaMC
Product: Short Calcium-binding Mitochondrial Carrier
Biological process (GO): ATP transport; transmembrane transport; ADP transport
Cellular component (GO): mitochondrial inner membrane
Molecular function (GO): ATP transmembrane transporter activity; calcium ion binding
Source: RefSeq, a predicted model, not a curated record